AAAUAUACAUCUUUUUACAGCUCUCCCUCUAUAAAUAGAUAUGGAAGAAGAGGACACGAGCAAACCUGCAACUGCAAAAUGAACGUAGAAGAAGAGGUUGAAAAACUCAAGGUAGAGAUCCAGCGACUUGGUACCAAGCAAGAAGAUGGAUCUUACAAGGUGACAUUCGGUGUGCUUUUCAACGACGAUAGAUGUGCAAACAUAUUUGAGGCAUUGGUUGGGACACUGAGGGCAGCCAAGAGGCGCAAACUCCUCACAUAUGAUGGUGAGCUGCUCCUUCAAGGUGUUCAUGAUAAUGUUGAAAUCAUGCUCAAACCACCUACUCCUACUGCCACUCCUGCUCCUUAAUUUGUAUCCAUGUUAUUGUGCUAUAUGUUGUUGUUUUGCUAUAUGAUUGAUUGUAACUUUGUAAGACUCUGUAAUCAUCCCUCGUGUUGCUAAUUUAUGUCGGUUCUUUCGUUUC
Helianthus annuus (common sunflower) is the source of this 463-nucleotide messenger RNA. Its product is annotated as costars family protein. The coding region runs from base 79 to 348 and encodes 89 amino acids. The transcript is spliced from 2 exons. Gene Ontology annotation, biological process: regulation of actin filament-based process. The record is from RefSeq and is a predicted model, not a curated record. NCBI's taxonomy places the organism in Eukaryota, Viridiplantae, Streptophyta, Magnoliopsida, Asterales, Asteraceae.